Messenger RNA from Petromyzon marinus (sea lamprey), 1699 nucleotides. NCBI's taxonomy places the organism in Eukaryota, Metazoa, Chordata, Hyperoartia, Petromyzontiformes, Petromyzontidae. The record is from RefSeq and is a predicted model, not a curated record.
GCCGAUGAUGAAUUGUAGAGAGAGUUGCGGAGAGGGCAUCUAACGCGUCGCGUCACGGGGCCCCCUAGCUGCCGCGCCCUAUAAAGUGUGGACCCGUGCCGGAGCGCCUCCCUCCUCCUCCUCCGUCCAAGGCUUCGCAGCUCCAUCCGCCAACAAAAUAAAAAGGAUCCCUCGCUCACACGCUGGCUGGCUUCCACCCGGCGUUGGGCCACCCUCACAGCAAAAUAACAUUCGGGAAGAAAACGCAGUCAUUCUCAAAAUAAAUAGAAGGCGCAAAAACAAGUAGCCGCAUUAUUUUGUUGGUUCAGCUCCCCCCCCUCUCGUCUUCAUCCUGCGUCCGCCGGGUCGGCUGCUCGCUCAGUGUUUCGCCAAAGAGACACACACACAGACAGACAGAGAUGUCCAACCUCACGGAUCUCGUGGGGCGCUCGGCGCUCUCUCACGGCGGCAUCCACAUGCCCCACAGCGGCCCGGGCUACGCGUGGGAGUGCAACCAAAGCCAUCACCUCUCGUCGUCGGCGGCUGACAACGGCACACGCCACCAGCAGCUGGCCUUCUUGUGCAACAAGAGCGACGACAUGCUGGACGACGACGACGACUACGAAGACGACCCCCACGUGACCUCGCUGGUCGUGGCUGUGGUCAUCACCGCCCUCUACUCCAUCGUGUGCGUGGUGGGCUUGGUCGGGAACAUCCUGGUCAUGUACGUGAUUGUCAGGUACACAAAAAUGAAGACGGCUACCAACACGUACAUCUUCAACCUUGCCCUGGCAGACACAUUGGUCACCACCACCUUGCCCUUCCAGAGUGCCGAUUACCUCAUGGGCUCGUGGCCUUUCGGAGAGGUGAUCUGCAAGGUGGUGAUGUCCAUCGACUACUACAACAUGUUCACCAGCAUUUUCACGCUCACGAUCAUGAGCGUCGAUCGCUACAUCGCUGUGUGCCACCCGGUGAAGGCUCUGGACUUUCGGACACCCUCCAAGGCCAAGUUGAUCAACAUCUGCAUCUGGAUCCUGUCGUCAGCCAUUGGCAUUCCCGUCAUCGUCAUGGGCACGGCCAAGAAAGAGGAGGGCAUCAUCGAGUGCAUCCUCGACUUCCCACAUCCCGCGGUGAAGUGGGAGAACCUGCUCAAGAUCUGCGUCUUCAUCUUCGCCUUCAUCCUCCCGGUGCUCAUCAUCGUCGUCUGCUACAGCCUCAUGGUGCUGCGCCUGCGCACCGUGCGCCUGCUCUCGGGCUCCAAGGAGAAGGACCGCAACCUGCGGCGCAUCACGCGCAUGGUGCUCAUCGUCGUGGCCAUCUUCGUCAUCUGCUGGACGCCCAUCCACCUGUUCGUGAUCAUCAAGUCGCGCGUGAGCAUCAGCGACACGCCGACCGUCUCGGCCGCGUGGUACAUCUGCGUCGCGCUCGGCUACACCAACAGCUGCCUCAACCCCGUGCUGUACGCCUUCCUCGACGAGAACUUCAAGCGCUGCUUCAAGGAGUUCUGCUUCCCGGCCGCGUUCCGCCGCGACCUGCAGGGCUCCAGCCGUGUGGGCGGCCGGCCCAACCGUGGGCAGACUUCGGCCGCGUUCAGCCACACGGAGCGGACUCGGCAGCCGGCGUGACUAGGCGUGGAAAUGUCGAGUCUGGCGUCCCAGGCUCGGCCACGCGAGGACCCGAACUCGGAGCUGACGCAAAUCACCAUGGGCCUGUGAAAGGG